UUGGAUGGAUUUAUUUAAAUAUUUAAAUCACACAUAAACAUAACUCUGACUAGUCAAAUAUAUCUAAUUCUUCAUAAAUCUCUAAAUUAAUCCACUUAUUAUAUUUAAAACCUUCAUUAAUUUAACGAACCCUAAAACCAUCAACAAUUGAAAUUGCCUCACCACCACCGCAAACAAUCGCCCGCCAAAUUUCCCGACCAUGCACCCGAUUACUUGUCGUCUCCGGCUGUUAAUAUCUUCACCCUCUUCUUCUCGAAUCCGAAUUCAAGCUCGCAGCCUUUUCUCUUCAUUCUCCGACGAACCGAGCUGCCGGAGUCGGUCCUUGUUCUUCGAUGAUCCCGGAGAACCAGGCACCGGAAGUCUCGUCUACCGACACACUCUCAAAACACAACGUCCUUCCACAAUUCGGUGGCAAAAGGAGCUAACAAAUUCCGCCAGCUUUAUCGGCAGAGUCUAUACCCCUGUUAAAACGUUCACCACUAGAGACGGUAAACUCGUUGCCAAUACUCUACUCAGAGUGGAAUCUCCAUCAGACUCGAAGAAAUUUCUUACGAUAUUAUUGACCAUGUGGGAAGAUAUGGCAGAGUUAUCUAUCCAACAUCUAAAACAAAAUGACUGUAUAUAUGUUUCAGGGUAUCUCGGAUCAUUCACAAAAGCUUCCAACAAUGGAGACAUCAUAUUGAGACACAAGGUUACUGUGAAAGAAAUAAACUAUGUUGCAAAUAAUGAUCAAACGGCUAGCAAGAAUAAAGAAGAUCCAGAAGAAUCACCUCUGGAAAAACAAAGAAAACGUCUUCACUUGUGGCAAGUGUUCUUUGCCAGCCCACAUGAAUGGAAGGAUUUAAGAAAGCGAAAGACGAACCCAAGACAACCUGAUUUUAUGCACAAGGGUACCAGAGAAGCUCUUUGGCUUAACCCGUUUGAUCCACCAUGGAUUAUGAGACAGCUACAGCUGCAGGAUUCUAGAAUGGGUGGCAUGGGUCUUGGAGAACAUCUAAGUAAUCGUUCAAGUCUUUCCCCAUUGAGUUAUGAAUCAGAUUAAAGAAACAAAGAUCAAAUUGCAUUGCAGCUUCAAACGUGCCAGAAAUUUGAAGAAAGUUGGCGGGUAAGUUUACUGUAAAGGUUGUAAUUAUAAAAUAGUUUGCACAUUCAGAGUCACAUAACCUGCUUCCUUCCUGUUGCUGAUCUCCCUUAACUGGAGAUCUGUGUUCCAUUACUGAGCAUAAUGUAAAACGAGUAAUAUUCGGUCUAUAAUCUGAAACCCAGGUAGGAUUUAGGAUU
Molecule: messenger RNA, 1281 nt
Organism: Cynara cardunculus var. scolymus (artichoke)
Lineage: Eukaryota; Viridiplantae; Streptophyta; Magnoliopsida; Asterales; Asteraceae
Product: protein OSB1, mitochondrial
Exons: 4
Coding region: 200-1042 (280 amino acids)
Biological process (GO): positive regulation of helicase activity; mitochondrial DNA replication
Cellular component (GO): mitochondrial nucleoid
Molecular function (GO): single-stranded DNA binding
Source: RefSeq, a predicted model, not a curated record